AUGGCCAAGAGACUCACCGUUGCGCUCGUACUGCUGGGACUCGCCAGCAUGACCGAAAUGCUGGGCCGAUCGCCUACGGAAUUUGCCAGACCGGGUGUAAUGCCGUCGCCGUGGCAUGCUAUGCCGCUGCUGGAGCGGUAUUCGGUACCGUUACUGCAGGUAUUGGCACUGCACCCGCUAUCAUCGGCUGCAACAUUGCACUGGGGACGUGCAUGGCGAGUUGUGUUGCUGCGGGUUUAUCACCGACACCGUAGUCGGUGA
Messenger RNA from Phytophthora nicotianae INRA-310, 261 nucleotides. RefSeq lists its product as hypothetical. The transcript has a single exon. Bases 1 to 261 code for a protein of 86 amino acids. Lineage: Eukaryota; Oomycota; Peronosporomycetes; Peronosporales; Peronosporaceae. The record is from RefSeq and is a predicted model, not a curated record.